UUUGUGUUAAAUACAUAUAGCUUGCAAUUAGGGGUCCAUAAUAUAGUUAUUCUCAAUGAUUGGGAGGCAGUAAAGGAUGCCUUUCAAAAGGACGCCUUCUUAGACCGACCCAAAGACAGUCCAUUCACUAUUGUAGACAUCGAUAGCAGUUUUGGCAAUGAUAACGGGCUCUUAUGGAAAGAUCACCGGAGGUUUGCGUUACAAACUAUGCGAGACUUAGGGUUUGGAAAGAGAAGUAUGGAGGAGAGGAUUGCCAAUGAGAUCACGCAUUUCACUAAACUUAUCGAUCAAACCGAUGGCCAGGGAUUCAAUUUUCAUAAACUUCUGACUCCGAGUAUGUCUAACAAUAUCUGUCAUCUGGUAUUUGGACACCGGAUGGACUUCAAUGAUCCCAAACGUAUUAUAUUUGAUAAUGUGUUGGAUAACAACGCGGCGCUGUUCUCAAUGCUCGGAGAAAUAGAGUCACACCAGAAGACAAUGGAUCCAAACAAUAAACGUGAUUAUAUCGACGGAUUCCUCAAUGAAAUGAAAAUCAGACAACAAAAAGAUCCCAACACUAGUUUCACGAUUAAUAAAUUAUCAGCGAAUAGCAAAUCCUUCUUCUUUGGGGGCAGUGAUACUGUGCGGACAGCAGUCGAGUGGUUAGUAUUAGUGGCCGUAAAACACAAAGGCAUUCAAAAGAGAUUACACGAAGAGAUCGAUGAUGUGAUCGGUAGAGACCGGAGCCCCACGUGGGCUGACAGGCUUGACAUGCCUUAUGUUCAGGCAGUCAUUAAUGAAGUGUUUCGUUGGAGAACUAUUGUACCAUUGAAUUUAAUGAGAAGCGCUUCUGAAGACGCGUAUAUUUUGGGUCAUUUCAUACCCAAAAACACCAAAAUAAUGGCUAAUAUAUGGGCUGUCCAUUACGAUCCCAAAGUAUGGAACAACCCUGAUCAAUUCAAUCCCAAUAGAUUUUUAACACCUGAUGGCAAACAUUUGAUUAAAACCGAAGCUUUGAUACCCUUUUCUUACGGUAAACGCAAUUGUGUUGGCGAGACAUUAGCACGAGUGGAGGUAUUCUUGUAUUUCGUUUCACUUUUACAAAGAUAUACAAUAAGUGCCGAAAACGAAGAGAUGUUGUCAUUAGACGACAGAUUUGGGCUAACAUUACAGCCAAAGGAAUCGUUUAUUCUUAGGUUUCAAAAACGAUUUUAAUCAAUA
Messenger RNA from Medioppia subpectinata, 1200 nucleotides. The record is from the annotation of a GenBank genome assembly. NCBI's taxonomy places the organism in Eukaryota, Metazoa, Arthropoda, Arachnida, Sarcoptiformes, Oppiidae.